This is a messenger RNA of Heterostelium album PN500, 1323 nucleotides long. RefSeq lists its product as uncharacterized. Gene Ontology annotation, cellular component: mitochondrion. The transcript has 3 exons. NCBI's taxonomy places the organism in Eukaryota, Evosea, Eumycetozoa, Acytosteliales, Acytosteliaceae. Bases 1 to 1323 code for a protein of 440 amino acids. The record is from RefSeq and is a predicted model, not a curated record. Gene Ontology annotation, biological process: mitochondrial respiratory chain complex I assembly.
AUGCAAAGGUUAAAUAUAAGAUGUUUAACUUUUGUUAGAAAUAAUAUAAUUAAUAAUAAAAAUAGAUAUACAUUUGGCAGUGGUUUAGUAAACUUUAGCAGUAGUAGUAAUAGCGAUAAAGUAAAUAUAUUUAAUACAGAAUUAAAGAAGAAACAGAGAUCAUAUGUUGCAAAGCUAGAGGAUGCACAAACAUAUGAUUAUUUAUUCGAUGAAGUAGGAAAGCGUUUGGUAGACAGAAUAUUCGAUAUUAAAGAUCUAAAGUUUGAAUCUGUAUUGGACUUUGGUUGCAGAAAUGGAACUGUCUUGAAGCAAUUAGAUUCAAUAGUCAACGAUAACAACAGUGAUAAUAGUAAAUCAAUUGACUAUCAUAUGGUUGAUUCAUCAAAAGAUAUGCUAUUUAGAGAUCAACAUUUAGAUAUAAAUUAUAAAAUUAAACCAAAUAGAAUAUUAGUUAAUAAUAUGGAAGAACCAUUACCUUUUCAACCACAACAAUUCGAUCUUAUUCUUUCAAAUCUAUCGAUACAUUGGAUGAAUGAUCUACCCGGUGUAUUCUCACAUUUAAAGUCAUUGUUAAAACCCAACGGUGUAUUUUUGGCAAGUCUAUUGGGUGAAGAAACAUUAACUGAAUUAAAAGAUUCAUUGUAUCUUGGAGAUAUUGAAAGACAUGGUGGAUUCACACCUCACAUCUCACCAUUUGCCAAAUUGAGUGAUGUCGGUAACUUGUUGUCAAAGGCAAAGUUCAACCUUCCAACGGUUGACACUGAGAAGAUUGUUAUAAAGUAUGGCUCGAUGUUCUCUCUGAUGAGAGACCUCCAAGCGAUGGGCGAGAAUAAUGCAACCUACAAAAGCAGGGUGAGUGGUGGUCGCGAUACCUUUGUCGCCGCACAAUCAAUCUAUCAAAUGCUCUAUGGCAAUGACGAUGGUUCACUGCCUGCCACCUUCCAAGUGAUCUAUCUCAUCGGUUGGUCACCACACCACUCCCAACAAAAACCAUUACCCAGAGGCAGUGCCAAACGUCAUCUCUCUGAGAUUUCAGACAACUCUAUCAAUAUUAAAUUGAAUGAGAAUGGUGGAAGCACAACUACCACAACAACUUCAAAUACCCAAACUACAAAAAAUCAACAACAACAACAACCAUCAUCAACAACUACAACAACAACAUCCACAAAUAGUUCACUUGAAUUUGAUGCUACACUUCUAGAACCAGUUCCAAAAUCCGAUGAUUUCAUUAUUAAAAGAUUAGAUAAACAUGGAAAUUUACAUGAAGUUAAUAAUCCAGAGAAUAACAAUAGCAAUAACAAUAAUGAUAAUAAUAAUAAAUAA